AAACACUCGUACGUAUACCCUUGCGACACACUCACGCUUGAUUAUAAAGACUCCAUCGCCCGCUGUCCGUUUCCAGUGUACUGAUCACGACAGGCAGAAAGGAUUUGUUCUACGACUGGAAAAAUGAAGCUGGGGUGUCUGCUGCUGGUGUUGGUGGUGGUGAUGGUGGAAGCACGACAGCCACGCUUCCUCUGUCCCAAUGAAUACGAGCCGGUGUGUGGCAGUGACGGCAAGACGUACGCCAACAGUUGCUUGCUGUGGGGUGAAAAACACUACAAGAACAAGCUCAGCCUAGAAGUCGUCUAUGAAGGGCCGUGUGGGGUCGGCGGUGACAAUCGCUACCCAUUCAUGCCACGACACAAAUCACCACCAAAAGGGCCAAACUACGGACAGCACCAAGGAAUGUCUUAUUAAGUGACGAUGCAUAAUCUAGAAGGACCAAUACAGGAUGACUAUGGGACCAUUCCAGCAACCUUUACAUACAAAAUGGCCUCCUGUCAGGUUUUGCAGAAUGACCUUGUAUUAUCCGAAAAGCAACACAUGACGAUUAAAAUUACUUAUAGACCAUUACAAAGACUGAGACCAACAGACCACUACUAUCAGAAUGACCACCAAUAGACCACCUCAAGCAAAACAUACAAGCAACACAUGACCUACUACAAUAACUGAGAUUGCUACAAUUAGAAGGACCAAAAGACCAUUCAAAGCAAAUUUCAGACCAGUUUCCUUAUAAGACCUUACUGUAAGCAUUGUAAGGAGCGAUACAUGAUCAAGGAACCACUGCAAAGGAAAGAUCGUAAUACAUUGACCAAAAGACCACUGCAAACAAAACCUGCCUACACAAACCUAUAAAAUUCAUUGCAACCACGUGACAAAGAUACUACUGGAAGCUCAAUUCAGACGAGUUCCAUUAGAUCAUACUGAAUCCCACUUUAAAUAACAAAACAUACUUUCAAUAACUAUUUGUAACUAUAUCCUGGAAUACUUCUGCCCACACUCCGAUUACUCCCAUAAGCCUCUAAUUAAAGUUAUACAAGAUUUUACGGAUGUUUUUUUUUUAUGGUUCUAGAGACAGAUUAAAGAGAUCUCAACAUUAUCAAAAGGAGAACAAUCUUGAGAACCCAGAUGAUUUGUGUCCUUUGAAUAUUCCGGUGGUGAGAGCAAAGUGUUUCUGGAUAUGGACCCUGACCAUUGUUGAAAACGCCUCACUGAAUGAUCUACACAAAGAACGAUGCCCAGUACACUUACAAUACAACAGAUAAUAAACGCAGAUAAUAUAGGACGUUAAUGGAUGUAGAAUUCUAUUAACUACCCACAAUCAACAAUAAGAUUGGUUCUUUAAUACAUCUCACUGAAUAAUCUACAAUAAGAACAAUACAUUUAUAAUUUAGUAGACAAUAAAUCUAGACAAUACAAAACGUUAUUGAA
Molecule: messenger RNA, 1428 nt
Organism: Portunus trituberculatus (swimming crab)
Lineage: Eukaryota; Metazoa; Arthropoda; Malacostraca; Decapoda; Portunidae
Product: turripeptide Lol9.1-like
Exons: 4
Coding region: 124-414 (96 amino acids)
Biological process (GO): multicellular organism development; cell differentiation
Molecular function (GO): protein binding
Source: RefSeq, a predicted model, not a curated record